Molecule: messenger RNA, 1479 nt
Organism: Vicia villosa (hairy vetch)
Lineage: Eukaryota; Viridiplantae; Streptophyta; Magnoliopsida; Fabales; Fabaceae
Exons: 5
Coding region: 1-1479 (492 amino acids)
Source: RefSeq, a predicted model, not a curated record
AUGGCGGAGCAACAGGUGGUGAGGGGGUUCCGCGCACCUCGUCGUCAGACUGGUAGAGCAUCCACUGGUGUUGCGGAGGAGCAAGUGGCUCAGGUUGAGGUGGCAGAGGUUAAGGAGCCGGUGCCUGAGGUCGGGGAGCUGGUGGCUAUUGCUGAGGUGCCGGUGCCUAUUGCUGAGGAAGGGGUUGCUGAGGAUCCGGAGCGGCUGGUGCUGGAGAUAGACACCACCACCGGUGCAUCUACGGAGCCAUUAGUACACACUGAUGGAGCUUACUACGGAGGACCUUCUGACAGGUCCGUGUUAACAGGAUACGCUGACCAUGUCGCUUAUAGGAUAUGGCAGGGUGAGGAGGAUAGUUCGGGACUUCCAUAUGAUGGACUUUGCUGGAUGCUCCCUGACGAUACUGGACGCCUCUCUAUUAUUGAGAGGUGGCACCCAGAGACACCAUCCUUCCAUCUUCCAUUUGGGAAGAUGACAGUGACUUUGGAUGAUAUGCAUUCUCAAUUUCACCUUCUGAUUGCUGGUAUGUUUUUCACACCAGUUCAUAGGGACCAGGUGACGGCGGUGGACAUGGUGAUGAAGGCUUUUGAGAUUGAUGAGGUGGUUGUGCUUAAGGAGCAGGUGACGGCGGUGCACAUGGUGAUGAAGUCUUUUGAGAUUGAUGAGGUGGUUGUGCUUAAGGAGUUUGGUGAGACUCAUGGCUUUCACCUUAGGAUGUUUUGGUUGAGGAAGAUUUAUCAAGAGCUUGCCGAUGCAGGGAGGUACGAGGCUGCUGCUAGGGUGUACAUGCUACAUCUAGUAGCAUGCACUCUCUUUGCAGACAAGUCUCGAGUUUAUAUUGAAGUCGGCUAUCUCUCUCUAUUUAGCGCCCUUGACACCCCAUGUUGGGCUUGGGAAGUGGCGGCAUUGACGCUGAUGUACACGACGCUUGAUGACGCAUCUUAUCCUGACACCAGACAACUUGCUGCUGCUGACCCAUGCGCGAAGAGGUGGAAGGCCAAACAGGCCAUUCCAGGAGGAUUGGUUGAGUACACGCGGAGGCUGGAAGCUCUGACGCUGGAUGAUGUCAUUUGGACACCAUAUGCGGAUCACCACGCUCAUUGUCCUUUUGAUGUAUCUUCCUUAUAUUUAGGGUGUGUCAGAUGGGAGAGCCAUGUGGCUAUACACGUACCUGAGAGGUUUCUACACCAGUAUGGUUAUAUACAAGGCAUCCCAUGUCAGGUCCCAGAGGCUCUAGCUGGUGGCAUUGAAGGAUGGAUCACGCCAUCUGCCGCAGCAUCUGAUGUUCCAGGGCCUUCACGUACCAAAGUUUCUUCUGAUCCACCACCAUCACCUCCACCUCCCGCAGGUGAUCAAGACAGCCGCCUGCAGUUCAUCACCGUAAACUUAGAUAGCCUCAUGGGUUUGGUGAACCCUAAUGGUGAGUUUCAUAGUAUUUUAGCUAGGUUUGUCGAUGUUGCCCGUGGAGGACCUAUGUAG